Molecule: messenger RNA, 4242 nt
Organism: Lingula anatina
Lineage: Eukaryota; Metazoa; Brachiopoda; Lingulata; Lingulida; Lingulidae
Product: thrombospondin-type laminin G domain and EAR repeat-containing protein
Biological process (GO): signal transduction
Source: RefSeq, a predicted model, not a curated record
AGUGAGCAGCACUUAAAAAUUCUUCGUGUCGGUCACACGUCUGGUCUGUUUGAUCAACCACGGGGGCCAAUCUCACCAUAAACUCCACUCCACGCCUGCGUGCGCCUGUGGAAGGCCACAACUACAUGUGGGUCCACCUGAGGUCAUUGUCGCUGACAGCAGCCAUAAAAACUAAGCUUUAAGGCACAGGCCCACCAACUGUCGGCACUUUCUUAACAUCAAUAGCGAAGGAGAGCACCUUGUCUGAUGUUUAAAUUACGCGAUGCGCAUUUAUUUAUAAAUGAUGGUGUCACAAGUUCUUAUGACGUAGAGAUCGGCGGGGACGAUGCGGCAAUGCUUUGUAACCCAAGCUUUACUCCAACUUGUAUCCUCUUCUUCUCUCCUUGAUGCGAUAGUGAUAACACACAAGAGGCCAGCACAUUUACCUAUAUAUUAUCAUGUUGACACUGUCAGCUCUCCACAUGGGGAGACCAAGACACCAAUGUGCGACGCGUGAAACGGGUGUUUCUUACGUCUUACAAUAGUCACAGCGGUGUUGACAACCGGGCAAAAGAUCAACAAGCGAACUUCAUGCGUGCAGUUUCAACAUAAAAGGUUGGAGUUUCAAUUUCUUAGUAUUAAUGUUCAGCCAGUCUGUACUUGGUGAGCUGAACACUGACACCGGCUUCUUUCUUAUUCUAUAUAUCUAAGGAGGAAAAGUUCAACCAAGGGACAAGACAGACACCGAGGAGUUACUCAUGUAGCAGAUGUGCAUUUUUGGAAAAUAUGGCUUAUAUAAGCGCCGCGCUAACUUGAAACAGUCUGUGUUUCUUUUAACGAGAUACGAACAAGGACACCAAAAGACAAGUGUGACGCGCCGCAACUUGCGACAGAUGUUGAAUGAAAAAUAACAAAACUAUGCAAGGAUGUCAGGGUUUUGGCAGAAGGCAUCUGAGCGUACCUUAGCGAAGUCGAAGUUUACACUGGUGUUCUCCAGCGAAUGACAGAUAGUUGGACGAUGGUGCCCGUUGGUUUCAUAGUUUUAGUCUUACUCUGCGUGCUUCAGGCUGAGGGACAGAGCUUCCCCAAAGCAUGUACAGCUCUGCGUCCAAUAUAUCUCAUCGGAAAUGCCGUCCCAGAUCGGUACCAGCUUCCACGGGGAGUCAAUCUUAUAUAUGACGAUGAAGGCUACGUCCACGCUUUUUCCUUCUCCAAGCAGGCUCAAACACUUCGAUUCCCAGCAUCAAACAUCCUCACACGCUGUUCGAUAUUUCCCGAAGAAUUCUCCAUACUCGUCACUCUCAAACUCCCCCCAAAUUCAGUGGAAUCCAUUGACAACGAAUACAUUUUUGCACUUAUGCCCGAGCAAAGUCUAGAGGUAAAGCUAGGGCUGAGGCUGUCGAAAGGGAGGAUAAUUUUUGAUUAUACGGAUUAUAAAACAACGCCGGGGACUAAAAGGACGUCAGUGUUCAAAGUGGCUGAUAUAUUCGAUGGCAAAUGGCACACAUUUGUUUUGACAGUGACAGCCAAGAUAGUUGGCUUACGAGUUGAUUGCAAAGAACAGAAAUAUCAGAAAUUAAGGAGGAGUUUUCCGGCGUGGCUGAAUACAACCAACAACAAUGUGCAUAUCGCCAAUGGAAAGACGUUGACGAAUCAAUUCAGUGGUCUUCUAAAGCAACUAAUCCUACUCCCCGGCUCGGACGCAUCCCGUCUUGCUUGUCCGUCACUCACGCCAUCUCUACCAACCAUCAGUCGAGGCUGGGAGAACGAUACGCCACACCCAGGAAAGCCUUCCGAAGUGGAACCAAAAUACAGCGACCUUACCUGCUCUUGGGCCAGUAGUGGUAAGGUUGUCUUUGACAUUGCCACAUCAAGUCUACGGACAUGCGUCGGAGGGAUAUGGCAAAGUGUCACGGAUUUACAAGGUGAAAAACGCCAAAAACGUCUUGAUUACUUAGAACAGUACCAAAAUAUCAUCACGACUACGCCGGCCAUAGACGUGGAGGUAUUUCGUAUUCAGGAAGAAGGCUUGUUUAUGGCUAUGGCCAAUUACGACAGUCAGGUGAUGUCCAAACAACCGUCCACUAUUUACAAGUGGACGGACGGAAAGUUCAGCCAAUAUCAGAAUCUCACAACGUUGGGAGCACAAAAUUGGGAGCAUUUUGUUAUAGAUAGGAAGUUUUUCCUUGCAGUCGCCAACUACGGAAUCUCGCGAGACAAGAGUUCAACUUCCGUCAUCUACAAGUGGAGUAAGAGACGAAAGAAGUUUCGGGUGUACCAAGAAAUCGUCACAUACACGGCCAGAGAUUUUGAGUAUUUUAAAAUUGAAGACGAACAUUACCUUGCGGUGGCAAACCAUGCAAAAGGUACAAAGUUACGCAUUGAUUCUGUGAUCUACAAGUAUGACCGCAAGUCGCGGUAUUUCGAACAAAUUCAAACCAUUCCCACCACAGCGGCCUAUGACUGGACGCAUUUUACUGUUGGCGCCUACCAUUUCUUGGUCGUUGCUAACGCAUUCGAUGGGGUUUCCACAAGGAUGGACUCAGCAGUGUAUUUUUGGCAAAAGGGACAGUUCAUAUUUGCUCAAUCCAUUGAGACAACCGGUGCAACGGACUGGGAAGUUAUACGUAUAGGGAGCGACUUAUUUCUAGCUGUGGCAAACGCGUAUAACUACGGCCCGCAAAACCAUCGGAAACUUAACGAAUACACCGUGAACUCUACAAUAUACAAGCUUAAUUUACAACUUAAACAGUUUGAAAAGUUUCAAAAUAUUGAGACAAACAGUAUAGUAGACUGGGAGACAUUCACAGUAGGCAACGACACAUUUCUCAUAGCCUCUAACGCACAGCACGAUAGUGAUACCUCAGCCAGUGUUGUAUACCGGUGGCAAGGAGUGGAGAAGUUUGUUCCUGUGCACCAUCUCACAGACAGCGUGCCUUGUACAGACUGGGAGUCGUUCACGGAAAAGGACGUAACCUACCUUAUCAAUGCCAAUGCUAAAAGUACUUUGUCACAGGUUCUCAAGGUGAAAACGUGGUAGACUCACGUGACGUCACGCUAAAUUUGUUGGUCUAUCUCUGAAUGCUCUGAGAUGUAAUCGUAUCGUGUAAGCUUUAAACUGCAGAUAAGGGCGCUUUUUGGCUUAGUAGUGUGACGUCACGGAUACAUGUAAGGUCUCACAGUCCAAGGUAGCUUAAGCCUAAAUCCUAAUCGGUGUGUGCAUGCUUUUGUCAUAUAUUUUGGCAAGCAAUGUACAGGCCAGCCAAUGAUCGUAUCAGUAUUGAUGAGUUCUGUUCAUCGCAUUCCUGUUUUUCCCUGCUGGAGAACUCGGCUUGGAUGUUCACCCGCAUAACAUUUUAACAUUCAGGAAUUUCUUACAGUGAUUUAUAUUAUAUAGCCACCGUAUUUGUGUUCAAAUAAUGCAACUGGGGAGCUAACUGUCAUUCACUUGUAUUUUGGCGUGAGAACUCCUUUUUAAUACAUAUAGGGCCUACCUCAGAUAGAUAACUUUUAUAAGUGAUAAUCAUCGUCAUAUUUCAUCCAUGUAUUUGAUGAUGGAAUUGAUUAUAUGGUACCAAUUUGGAGAAACCGGGGGAUUAUUUGAUGUUGCUUUCGCGUUUUUCAUUCAGCGCCAUUAAACUACUUUCAUUAAUAAAUCACAUUUGUUAACUCUGGAAAUAAUUAUUUUCCUUACGGUAAAUACUAAGGGCGCACUAUAAAGAGUAUCAGUGCUCACAGCAGAUGAACAUUGUAUUCAUUUCCUCUUGUUCUUUUUCUAUUUUUUACCUUUAUUUAUGUAACUUACACAAAGCUGCAACUAACACUUAUGAUACGGAACUGUUACAGAUACUGGGGUAUGAGUGGGUUGGUUGUAAUUGCACCGUGUAAAUAAUGCCUAUAUUCAAAUGGCAAUAUGUUUAUUAUGAUAAUUUUAAUUAUUUGUAAAAUAUUUAAUAGGUAAUUUAUUGGAAUCUUUGUUCUUUUUACUGUAUUAGUGAACAAAUAUAUAUUUAAACAAAUACUGUUGAUUCACGGAUAUUUUUCUUACUGAUCAUUCUGAUUUCCUGCCUUGGUUAAUAUUCGUAUUCAGUCAACAUCGUUUAUAAAUAUGUACGCAAUGCUUUAAAAUUUACCACUACUUCACAUUAAUCGAGGCUGUAUUUAUGUAUUUAUUUGGCAUGGUUUUCAUUAAAAAUGCAAUUGAUGAUUGACAGUGUAUUUCACCACAUGAUGUCACGAAUCAAGCAUGUGAGUAGCUUUCUA